UCAACAGCCAUGUAACCGCAACCUUGAAAUGCAUUCUGUCAAGUUUACCGUUUCUCGUUGUAUGGUUAUCAGUUUCGUGUUCAGUUCAGACUCAGUUUCUCAGUCACUCGGCAUUGCUUGUGUAGUUAAAGCAGUCAGUGGGUCAAUCGUCAGUUAUCAUUCAGUGUUGAAUCAUGGCAGCCAAAAUAUUUAUGGACAUGCCUAGCGGUUCAAAAAUGCCCGCUAUAGGUCUAGGAACUUUUCAGUCAGUAGAAACUGAAUUGGAAAAUGCGUUGAAUGCAGCUUUGGAAGCUGGUUACCGUCAUAUUGACACCGCUUUUGUGUAUGAAAAUGAGGUUGUCAUUGGCCGAGUGCUAAAACAAUGGAUAUCAUCUGGGAAGGUGAAGAGAGAAGAACUUUUCAUAACGACCAAACUGCCUAUUUGUGGUGUUCACGAAGACAGAGUAGAGCUGUUCAUCAAGAAAUCAUUGGAGAACCUACAACUGGAUUAUAUCGAUCUAUAUCUUAUACACUUCCCAAUCGGUACUAAUUAUGUAGAAGGACAUUCUGUAACACCUCCGGAUCAGGUCAAAUUAGAGAAAUCUGAUCAUCUUGCAAUUUGGAAGAAAAUGGAAGAGCAAGUCGAAGCCGGUAGAGCCAAAAAUAUCGGGGUUUCCAAUUUCAAUGAGAACCAAAUAAAGAAGAUAAUAGAUUCUGCCAAAAUCAAACCAGCUUGCUUACAAGUUGAAUUACACCUUUCUUUGCAGCAGAAGGAACUCGUUGAUUUUUGUCAUCGAAACGGAUUGGUUGUUGUUGCAUAUUCUCCUUUGGGAUCACCAGGCUUCAAUACAUUUUUAGAGAGUCUUGGUCAGGAAGCCAUUCCUUUACCAAAUUUGCUGCAGAAUCCAGAUGUGAAGAGAAUCGCUGAAAAACAUAAGAAGGCAAGUGGACAGGUGAUGCUGAGAUUCUUGAUCCAAAAAAAUAUCGUACCAAUACCAAAAAGUGUCACUGCUUCUAGAAUCAAGGAAAAUAUUGAGGUUUUUGAUUUCUCCCUCGAUUCAGAAGAUAUGAAAGUACUGGAAAGUCUCGACGUUGGCGAAAGAGCAAGAAUAUUUGAUUUCAACUUCUUUCCAUUGUUGAAGGAGCAUCCUGAAUGGCCAUUCAAAAAAUAAACUCCACCAAACCAUGUACCUGAACUGAGGGUUAGGUAUUGUUUCGAAAUCAUCAUUCGUCCAUUACAAGUAAACAGUAGAUAUUAAUCUCCUGCAAAUAGAACUGAUCUAUAUUUCAAGUAACUCUUUUGUAGAUACGUUACAUUCACAUAAAUAAAUAUAUGAAGUAUUGAAA
This is a messenger RNA of Leptinotarsa decemlineata (Colorado potato beetle), 1326 nucleotides long. Its product is annotated as aldo-keto reductase family 1 member B7. Lineage: Eukaryota; Metazoa; Arthropoda; Insecta; Coleoptera; Chrysomelidae. The record is from RefSeq and is a predicted model, not a curated record. Gene Ontology annotation, molecular function: oxidoreductase activity.